UUGUCUUCCCAAACACCUCAUCGAACGCCGCUUCGUCGGAUAUCUCAAGGAUCUCUUUUUCGUCUUUCACGGUCAGGCGCGAAUCCAGAUACCCCUCAUGGCCUGGGAUUUCUCGAGCCAGCUAUGGCAGAGUUCAUCGACGAAACAGAGGCCUUGCAGAACAACGUCGAAGGCCUAAAGCAUCUCAGCGACUCCCUUGCAACGUUUAACGAAUCAUUUGCUAGCUUGCUAUACGUGAUGGACAUGAAUGCGCUGAACAACAGACUGGCCACAGGCGCGCUCCCAACCGACGCGUCUUUUCUAAUCGCCAGGAGAAGAGCAGGUGAGAAUUGGCUCCUUACGCGCUCGCUGCGCUUCAGGCUGCAGAGGGCCAAACGAAAAUUGGAAACAAUGGCCGGCCCCUCAAACCCUGCGGACAAGACGACAGCGACGGUAACAGAGAUGGAAACGACAUACAUGACUGCCGGUAACACCACAAAAUCUUCAGCACCUCAGAAGAAGAAAGGGAAGAAGCCGAAACUGACAACAAAAGAGAAGAAGGAACGCAGCUUGGAGAUUGAAAAAAUUAUAUCAUGCCUGCCACUUGAAUUCCGUGGAAGUGAUCCUACACUUCGUCGUAAUAUGGAAAUGGUCAUAGAGGGCAUGAUAGAUUCGCCUAAUCAAGUUGCCAAGCUGACCGACCUGAUACUACCUGAUCUUCCGCAGGCGCGAGUGAACAAGUGUCUUAUAGCGUUAGUGAACAGAAAGAUCGUACGAAAGGACAACAGUACAGGGGUGGUCCUCUACCACUGGCAAGGGUUGCAAUGAUUGAGCGUUACCCACUUCCGUUCUGUCGGCCUUGUACAUUAGAUGCCCGCUGUAUGAUAUUGGCUGAACGUGAUGAUAAAGCACACGAAAUGUCACUCUGAGCAACCACCAUUAGAGUGCGUAUGGUACGCUGCUUUGACCAACCCCGCCACUUCGGUAGUUGCCACGCUCCCAUCCAAUGAUGUAGCAAGCCCACGCUGGAUUCGCCG
Messenger RNA from Desarmillaria tabescens, 1016 nucleotides. RefSeq lists its product as uncharacterized. Gene Ontology annotation, biological process: mitotic sister chromatid biorientation. NCBI's taxonomy places the organism in Eukaryota, Fungi, Basidiomycota, Agaricomycetes, Agaricales, Physalacriaceae. The transcript has 6 exons. Gene Ontology annotation, cellular component: mitotic spindle polar microtubule; mitotic spindle pole body; DASH complex. The record is from RefSeq and is a predicted model, not a curated record. The annotation marks the transcript as partial.